AUGGAUACUAUCAAAAGCUCUGAUAACGAACAAAACGUCAGAUCACAUGGGCUUCAAACAUCACGAAAAUCUAUCGCUUCUACCUCAUCGUUACCAACAGGACAAACGAAGUCAAUAGUAACUUCACCACGUACUAUCAUUGUUCGAAAAAAGGAUUCUGGAUUUGGAUUUAAUGUUCGUGGCCAAGUUUGUGAAGGAGGAUCGGUGAAAUCAAUCGGUGGCACAUUGUAUGGUCCUCUUCAACAUGUAUCAGCUGUCGCAGACAAAGGUUCCGCUGAAAAAGCUGGUCUUAGUGUUGGAGAUAAAAUAUUAGAAGUAAACGGAGUCGAUGUUGAGGGUUUCGCACAUAAACAAGUGGUAGAUCUCAUUAAAAAAAGUGGUGAUCAGUUAACGCUUGUUGUAAUUGCAUCAACAAGUGAGGAGUUGCAUACAAAUAUUAUUUCUGGUGAUGAUUCAUCUGGUAGUUCAAAUGAUUAUAGUGAAAGACGUUCAUUGGCUAUUACAAUACCGGAUUACUCAAUAUUAGAAACACGUGAUGAAAAAUAUUGUGUAUUUAAUAUUCAUAUUGCGGGUCGACAUUUGUGCUCACGUCGUUAUCGAGAAUUUGCUUCAUUACAUAACAAUCUAAAAAAUGAUUUUUCUGAUUUUAAUUUUCCACCAUUACCCAAAAAAUGGCCAUUUAAAUUAUCGGAACAACAACUGGAUGCAAGACGUCGUGGAUUAGAAGUUUAUAUAGAGAAAAAACGUAAACUUCGAUCAAACGAAUAUCCACAUCAAAUUUAUGUACAAAAUUGUUGCACAUCUAAUACAACAUGUCUUUCUUUACGAAAAUUUGUAUUUUCUCCAUCAGCUGAAAUUGUUUUGUUAAAUUAUGCACUUACUCGUGAAUUUCUCUAUCGACAGGCAAUCGAUGAGAUAAAUCGUUCAAAUAAUGAUGAAGUUAUUGAACAUCGUUCAACAUUAAAAAAUUUACCUCAAAAUGAUUUUAUUAAAUUUGUACAAAAAAUGGAUGAUUAUAAUUCAAUUACAUUUCCAUUAUGUCCAUGUAGUUCAAGACAACAAAAUGCUUGUGUAAUAAUGAAAAUUAAUUAUCAAAAAUUAUUAUUAUUUCCAUGUGAUACUGAUGGAAAAAUUGAACAAAAUCAAUUAGCUGAAUUUCAAUGGAAUGAAAUUAUGAAUUAUUAUACUGUUGAUCAUCAGCAAAGAACUUUUGAUAAUAAAGAAAAAAAUAUAUUUCUAUUUGAAUAUAAACGUUCAUCAAUGAAAACAAAUAAAACUGUUCGAUUAUUUACAUUUUAUUCAUUGUAUAUGUACGAUUGUUUUGAACGUAUAUUCAAUGAAUUAAACUUAGUUAAACCAAUUAUUAAAAACACAGACAAAGAACUGUUGCAUGUAGGUGAUGAUGAACAUGUUUAA
Didymodactylos carnosus is the source of this 1416-nucleotide messenger RNA. Lineage: Eukaryota; Metazoa; Rotifera; Eurotatoria; Philodinida; Philodinidae. The record is from the annotation of a GenBank genome assembly.